AUGGAUCCGUCAACUUUGCAGAGACCUCCCACACCAACAGCCCAACCACCCAAGACGUUACAUUUGGGGACCUUGUCGACACUGCCAUCGGAACUGCGCAACCAAGUAUUCCUGCACUGCAUCGGCAACCGCUCGGUCGGCAUCCUUCGCGCAAGCAAGCAGUUAUGUGGGGAAUUCAUCCCGCUGCUAUACGAGGAAUUCAAGUUGGUGUUCCACGUAGACCCAACCGAUCCACUGUCAAGAGUGAGGAUCCUCAACCAGAACGGCCGGGUAGUGGAGUGUUUGCCGUACCAUCGAGACACUGUGCUGGACAAGAUGCCCAUCGACCGGUUCAAGUCGAUUCGUAUUUUGGUGGAUGCGCCAGAUCCCCAGGACCCAGGUCAGUUGUUGAGGGCGUGGAAGCAGUGCACAUCGUUGAUGACGGCGCUGCUACCGCAGUGGAGGGGUCGCAACAGACUCCCGGAGUCUCCACAGGAUUACCAUCUUCCGCCAGUGAGGAGAAGCAACCGAUUACCGCCAAUACUUAUCCAAUUCCGAGAUGCGGAUACGAAUAGCGCCGGCACUGGAAGUUGGACUUCAGAAUCUCCUUAUGCUGAUGGAGAAAGACUCUGGAAUCGCAGUGUUCCUAGUUAUCGAUCCUGGAAUGCUGAGAGAAAGACGACCUUCCCCACCAAUUUGAGAUCCGGUUUCCACCAUUGCGACCUUGACAUUAUUCUAGCGGCUUUCUGGCGCAUCAGAGACGCUGAUUCGGUGGAUGUGCAGCUCCCGCCAUCGCCAUCCACACUCGACGAUCAACCCUGGACUGUCGACGAAGCGCUCCGGAGGCUCGACCUGUUCACUAAGCAUAAUAUGCCUUUUGGCUGUGAUCCACGGGGCACGGGCUGUCUCGACGACGAUGACUAUAUCCUGAGUAACGAGGACAGCAUGCAUCUGUGGUUGGACUACCUGCUGGACGAUCUUGGAGGACCUACGGCCCCAUUUUUGAGACGGCAACGGUACCAGAAUUGGUGUGACGAAUAUGAAUAUCUCGUCGGUCGUCGAAUAAAUGGGUUCUAUCAACCCAAGAGACUGAGCCAGUGGUAUCCUGAGAAGGAUGUGGUUGGAUCGCCGCUAGGUCUCGUCCCCAACCAUCUGAUCGAAAUGAUCGGGAGGGCUUUCCGUGACCGGUUCUGGGCAGGGUGGAUGGAAACUGGCAACCUGGAAAUGCCUCGGAACUCGGAGCCCUCAGGAGAGCAUUUCGAUCGGGAGGCAUCCACAAUCAAUCACAUGAACCAAGUGAACGGACACAUCUAUCUGCGCGGCCCUGGCGGUCCGCAGGAUGGCUGGGAACUCACCUGGCCAGAAGGGUUGCCCCAGAUGUCUGCACUGCAUCCCGCCGUCGGGAACGGUCUUCGAGAGCCCCAUCCACAGCGCGACCAGCCACUAGAGCUGUUUGUGCCCGAAUCUUGGGGAAACAUUACAAACGGCGACCUGCACGGACGUAUCCGAUGGGAAACAUGUGGAGAAUGUCAGGACGCGCGGUGUCGAUGGGAGGAAGAGCAAGAGGAGCGCGAUAUGCACGCAAAUGAUGACUGGGAUGUGCCUUAUUGA
Cladophialophora psammophila CBS 110553 is the source of this 1590-nucleotide messenger RNA. RefSeq lists its product as uncharacterized. The transcript has a single exon. Lineage: Eukaryota; Fungi; Ascomycota; Eurotiomycetes; Chaetothyriales; Herpotrichiellaceae. The record is from RefSeq and is a predicted model, not a curated record. Bases 1 to 1590 code for a protein of 529 amino acids.